Pocillopora meandrina is the source of this 4287-nucleotide messenger RNA. The record is from the annotation of a GenBank genome assembly. NCBI's taxonomy places the organism in Eukaryota, Metazoa, Cnidaria, Anthozoa, Scleractinia, Pocilloporidae.
GCCAGGUUACUAAGCAGCAAAACUUCGAAGCAAGAAAUGUGGCUUUCGUCGAGCGGACUUACCACUUUAUUGGCUGCAACUAUCAGUUCUUUAUUUAAUCUUAAGCUUUUAAACUUAGACUGCUCGAGUUGUGCGGGGAAAAGACAUCGGAACUUGUACCGUGUAAAAGUGGAUUGUUUGUUUACAUAUCAGACAAUUAUUAUGCUAAUUUGUCCUGAAAGUUUUUUUAUCUCAGAUUUUGACCCAUGUAUAAGUCGAGGGCGAUUUUUUGGACCGAUUUUUAGGCAGUAAAAGGUCGACUUAUACACGGGUAAAUACGGUAUGUUAAAUAGCAGUAAAAUACAGUUUGAUAUGUGUCCCCAAAAUGUCAUUGAAGUCGAUUUUCUAAUCAGUUUCCCGCGUUCCUGGCCUCUACGUUUUUAUCGUUUUGACUACCUUUUAAACCUUUUCCGAUUCUCUGAAUCCUGUUAAACGAUUCGCCACAUUUUCUAAUUUUACGAUUCUUACACAAUUCCACAAAUUCUACUCUUUUUUUAUUCAAGCGUUUGCGAAAUAUUUUGGACGCUAAAUCAAAUGAUAAAAUUGUAAGUUAUGGUCGAUAAACCAACGCAAGGCCACCGCCAUGGAGAUCGAAAAAUGAUCUUUACGAAACUGUCCGUGAAAGAUGCGCAGUCGAAAAGAGUGAAGCAACGAUUCGAUACUCAUAUCGUUUAAGAAAUUACUAUUUGUUUUCUGACGCUAUGGAACGCUGAAAAGAUUCUGAACGAAAUCAGAAAAACGUCUUCAUUACUUGAAAUUAGGAUGGAAACAGUGAACUGAGGCAAGAGGUUCGACCCGUUUAGGAUUAAAAUGAUAAUAGCCUUUUAGAUCUUAGAGUUUGCAGUAUGUUCCAAAGAAAUCGAUAAUUCUCUCAGUGAUGAUUAAAUAAAGAAAAAGGCAAAGGCUAAUCAUCAGACACGGCCAUUGGUUACAGGAGUGGCACAAGUCCAAACCAAUCAAAUAUUAGCAUGUAAUUUCUCUCAAUAAUAUUGAUACAUUGUCCAGCAAACAGGUAAUUGCUAGAGAGGAUAAUUAACAAUGAGAUCUUGGUAGUUAAAGGGUGAAGAAUAGGUUUUCCUAGUGCUGAAUUCACCUGAUUGAAGAAUGAACGAUAACUUUGGAGGAUUAAGAUUUCAAAGAAUAUAUUUUUUAGUUUUCUCUGCAGAAAUUUAUUUUCGAUGGUGCGCAUUGCCUGGGGAAAAAACCAAGUGUGAUGACUUUAUGAAACACGUAAACAUGACUGCUCAAAACAUGAGCUUAGCUGUUAAAACAAGUUGUGUCAAUGGAACUGACCCUGACGAUUGCAUGGAAAAGAUAAAAAACAGCGAGGCUGAUCUGGUGACAUUGAGUGGUGGAGACACUUACUCAGCGGGUAAGUUGAAGCUGGAUUUACCCGGCUGGUAAAUAUCUUUCAUCUUCCGUGGAUUUUCAGUAAGAAAAAUGGACUGAAGAUUUUCAAUAAAUCGUCAUUUGACCUUAGAUGUAUAGAUUUCCAUAAAAACAAAUGAGUAAAAAGCUAAUUUGUUUCAGUGAAAAUUUUUCUGUUUCGUUUUUUGUUUGUAUUUUUAUUUCAUUUUAAUCCCUUUUUUCCAUUUUUGAAUACCAAGUUCAAAAAUGACGACCACGCGAAACGGCCUGAUUUCGAACGCAUGAAUCCCUGGCCUUAAACUUGUUUUAGUAUAAACUAAAACGAUGAGUUAAUAUGGCACCAAAAGAUAAUUUUAACACAUUUAUUCUUGUAACGAUUACAUUAUUUUCGGGUGCAAAUCCCGCGCACAUUGCUGGGAGAAGAAUAGCUAGGAUAUUCGGAGUUUGAGAAGCCAAUCAGAGCGCGCCUUCAACGCUAUCCACUGUUGUAGUAUAUACUAAUAUUCAAUAUUUGAUAGGGCAAUUAAGAAAUUUGCAGCUUAUGCGUGAGUUGUUUCACAUUCUUCCGACAUCUUACGAUACAGGUGAAAGAUAUAACUUCAAAGUCAUUGUUUCUGAGCAGUAUGGCGAGUAUGACGUGAAAUACUACAGUGUUGCCAUUGUGAAAAAGAGUAACACAGGCUUCGACUUAAAGAGUCUUAAAGGGAAGAAGUCUUGCCACACUCAGGCUGAAAAGAAUGCAGGUUGGAAAAUUUCCGUGGGAUAUCUUCUACGCUCAAAGAUCAUGGAUCCCGUGGAUUGUAAGAGCCCAUACAAGGCCUACUUUUCAGCUUCAAAGUUCUUCAGUGAGAGCUGUGUCCCAGGUUCGUUCGUGAACAUGCGUAAUCGAAUUCGCUCUGUUCUAUUGCUAUAGUGAUAAUUCAGAAGAAGGAAAGUGGAUAGUGCAUAAAUUUCCUGCCUCACGAUGUCUGCUUAGUAUUUUUGUACUGCCUCAAGCCGCCGCUAUACGUCAAUUUUAAAUUUUCUUCACAAAGCAAGACCUCAAAAUCGAGAACUCCGCAAACUUCCUUUCGCGUAUAGUGAGUGGGUCCCUUAAGACAAUAUUAAAGAGGUAGAUGGCAGCUAUUCGUUUUUUUUUCCUUAAUCAAAAAAUAUAACAAUGUCUAAGCAUAUAUCAGUAUGAUCAAUAAGGCAACACAGCUUUUUCAGUCUUUGAAAUGUCUUCGAUUACAGUCCAACCGUAAGAUUCCAUUUUUUUAUUUGUCCUUUCAAUUUUGUUUGGUUUGCUAGGUACCAAAGAUAAAGUUAGUGCAGCUGCAUACGAGAAGGUCAAAAACCUGUGCAGUCUGUGCGCCGGUACUGGAAAUGGCAAGUGCUCUACAAACUCUUCAGUUAAUGAAUACGUCAGCCAUAAAGGUGCCUUCAAAUGUAUGAAGGAUGGGAAGGGCGACGUGGCUUUUGUAAAGCUCCAGGUGGACUCACCAGCCGAUUUUUAUGAUAAGGAUAAUCAAAACGACUACCAGUUCUUGUGCCAGAAUGGAGGGAGGAUGGGUAAUGUAUACAUUAAUGAAGAUUAAGGUUAUACACAACUGGCUUGUAUCACUGCUGCUCGAGCGUAAAAUAUUUCUGUGCCACGAAGUACGUGAAAAAUUGCUAUUGACCCUGGACGGGAUGCUGUCUUUCACACUUUAUCCACCGCAUUUCUGCUAAUUGUCCUGAUAAUUUGUUAGUACCCAUUUGUAUUCCUUUCAUAUACAAACACUGAUAGCGUAAAAUAAAUAUAUAAAAUUAAAAAGAUAAAAAAAAAUUCAAGCCCUUUAGCUUUCUCAGUGUAAGUUCAAACAGCGGCUGUCUGUUCUAAUUAUAUCUCCCCUGAUACGCGUGCAAAUAACUUCGUCCUGAAUUGUUACACAUCAAUGAAGUUGUCUCAUCAUGGGGCAAUUCCGCUACACGGGCUACCAGUUGUGAAUGAUUUUAAUGCAUGAUUACUCCAAAAUUCAGUGUAAUUCGUUCAGUUGCUAAGGUAUGAUACACUGCAACCCCGAAGUAACGAUUACCAUGGAAACGACGAACCUCGGGCAUUUGUACUCCAUUCUCUCUCCUCCUUCUAUCGCCGCACUCAUUUUCUAGUCUCCUAAAAUUUGGUUCAAAGCUUGUUUUUACGUUGGUCGACAGAUCUCUACGAGAUUCAAUUUUUCCUAGGGUCAAAUUCUCGCCCCUUACAACAGCAAUGAAUCCGCGUAUCUAGUAGGAAAGAAAUGUGGGAAAUCCCCCAUCUUCUGUGACUAUUUAGGGUCUAAGCAUUGAGUAAGGGGUACGGAUUUUGCUUGGCAGAGUUUUUGGCAGUAUAUAUCAUACAAGAUCUUUCCAAUCAUUUUCAGAGAUUGGAGGAUACAAGGAAUGCAAUCUCGGCGCAAGUCCUGCGCAUGCAGUGGUUACAAGGAAGGACAACUCUGACAUCGAAGACAUCAUUAAAAUCUUAAAGGCCAUGAGUGACAAGUACGGCAAGACUCAGACUGACUGGAAUAAGUUCCAGCUCUUCAACUCCUCCAAAUAUAACAACGGGGAAGAUUUGAUCUUUAAAGAUGCAACUACAGCACUCAAAGGUAUAGCGGUGGAUAAACAGAACUAUAUGGGUUACCUUGGAGACAUUUAUGGCAAAAAUGUGAAGGCGCUGACAUCUUGCGAUGCAAUCGUUUCUACUUCUUCCGCGACUUCGCCCGUCACCACACUCAUGCUGUUUACAGCUGCGCUGAACGCUCUGCUCAUGUAGGAGCUGAAGAGGAAACAAACUUAGUAACCGCCAUAGUUAGCCUCGAGGUUAGAUUUGGAAAGCACGUUUUACGUGAGCCAUUAGAAGUGAGAACUGUACACAUGUUG